Messenger RNA from Zeugodacus cucurbitae (melon fly), 585 nucleotides. RefSeq names its product small integral membrane protein 4 (gene sloth1). The record is from RefSeq and is a predicted model, not a curated record. Bases 16 to 279 code for a protein of 87 amino acids. The transcript is spliced from 2 exons. Lineage: Eukaryota; Metazoa; Arthropoda; Insecta; Diptera; Tephritidae.
AUAAUAACAUAUUACAUGGUUUCAGACAUGCCUUUUUACAGUAACAGCUUUAGACGUAUUUUGGACAAGUGGCCUGGCAAGCAACGUCUUGGUAUUUAUAGAUUCUUGCCCUUAUUUUUUGUGCUCGGUGCUGCUUUAGAAUUUUCGAUGAUCAAUUGGACAGUUGGAGAGACCAACUUUUAUAAAACAUUUAAAAAACGACAAGCCAAAAAUUUUGUUGAAGAAAAAUUGCAAAUUACGCAAGCACAAGUUCAAACACCAACCAAAGAAGUAGCGUAAAAGUACAGAAUAACAAUCUUGCAAAAUGCCUGCUGGUGUUUCCUGGGGUCAAUAUAUGAAAUUCCUUUCCGCGGCGAUGUUAUCUAUGAUGGCUGGCUCGCAACUGGUUCAUAUGUACUACAAACCAUUAGAUGAUUUAAAUACAUACAUAGAACGAGAAAUGGAUGCUACAAAUGUACAAAAGUUAGAUAUUAAGUCAACUCCGCCGGAAAAACCAAAUCAAACAGAUGGUGGAAAAAACUCGUAGUGUAUGUUAUAGUGAAGAAAUUGCAAUAAAAUAAAGUUUGAGCAUUUCUCUUUCUGAAA